Molecule: messenger RNA, 1368 nt
Organism: Physella acuta
Lineage: Eukaryota; Metazoa; Mollusca; Gastropoda; Physidae
Product: mucin-2-like
Source: RefSeq, a predicted model, not a curated record
AUGACAGACAACACAACGAUUAGCUCCCCUGACGAGGUCGACUUAAACCAGAAAUUGAUUCUCCUGUUCUCGUUACUCAGUGGCUUGACUCUACUUGCCCUGCUCGUGGGCUGCAUCGUUUACCGUCACAGGGACAAGAUUCGGCUAUGUUGCAAGCGCCAGUGCAUACACCACUAUGAGGACGUCGUGGAGCCGCCCAGGAACACCAGACCAACUCCACCCUUAGUUCCUCCCCGACGAACGUCCACAACCAACCCGACCCCCACAACCAACCCGACCCCCACAACCAACCCGACCCCCAACGAGUCGGACUCCGACAACGAGUGGUACGUUGACAACGACCCCGUAGUUGUUGCUGCAUUGGCUUCUAGUACAUCCUCCAGGCCAAACCGCCAAAGAAGAACCGAUCACGGUUUGGAAAGAGAAAAUGACAUUUUACUAGGGUUAAUGCCUUUAAACCGUCCCCCUAGCACUAUCGUACGAAGCAGCAGACCAGCAGCCGCCGAGUGUAGACCUACACGAGUCCGACGUCACAAGUCUCAGACCUGCUCAGACCACCCUGUGGGGUUCCCCGUGGCCCGCUACACCCACCGGAAAGCCAGCACCUGCAGCGACGUCGAACUUCUGCCGCCAAGACACCGGUUGACUUCCCAGACUUCCACUGAAUCCCAGUACCUCAACGACAAUCCCAGACACGAUACCGGCCCGGAGCUCAGAACUUCCAGAAGUAGCGAGAACUUUCGCCCAACAUCCACCCAGGCACACGACGCCGGGAGACGCUUUGGGGAUGUUCCUACAGGCUUUCGCCACUCCAAAAACUCGGCGGGAAUUCCAGAGACCAAAACGUCAAAAGCUGCGAGUCGCCAGGCCGCCAGUCGAAGGCCGACCAGUUGUAAACAGGUCGAUGCCAGUUCAGCAGACAGACCGUCCCACAGGGUCAAAUCGUUUCCCACGUCACAGGUCAGGCCAGUCGUCGUGGUUCAAGUGUAUGACGACACGGAUCUGCAAGGUGCCACGGCACAGCCACGUGAACGUGAGCCACGGUGUGACACCAGGCCUAAACGUGACAACCAGACACGACGUGAUAGCGAUCUAGAACGUGAGAAUCAGUCACGGCGUGGCAGUAACUCACAGAGUGGCAACCAUGGACAACUAGACAGCAGAUUAAACCGUGACAGUCAACCCUUGCUUGACACCCAGCUUCACGAAAUGCAAGCAUCGCAAAGGGAUCCACCAAACGGAAGUGAUCCAUCAGUUCAGCCGUCCACUGCUCUCCCUCCCCCACAGCCGUGCAGACAUUCGAGAAGUAUCCAUCAGAACCACGUGACAAUCCCCAACACGUCACAAAAGUCACACCCAGAAACAUAA